Molecule: messenger RNA, 2243 nt
Organism: Fukomys damarensis (Damara mole-rat)
Lineage: Eukaryota; Metazoa; Chordata; Mammalia; Rodentia; Bathyergidae
Gene: Eno2
Product: enolase 2
Exons: 12
Coding region: 89-1393 (434 amino acids)
Biological process (GO): glycolytic process
Cellular component (GO): phosphopyruvate hydratase complex
Molecular function (GO): magnesium ion binding; phosphopyruvate hydratase activity
Source: RefSeq, a predicted model, not a curated record
CCUUCCUCGGCCCCACGAGUCCCGCGUCGCCCUUCGUCGCCCUUCGCUGCCGGGCAGGGAUGGAAGGAGCGGGGAGCUCCCAACCGUCAUGUCCAUAGAGAGGAUCUGGGCCCGGGAGAUCCUGGACUCCCGUGGGAACCCCACCGUGGAAGUGGAUCUCCACACUGCCAAAGGUCUUUUCCGGGCUGCAGUCCCCAGUGGAGCUUCCACUGGCAUCUAUGAGGCCCUGGAGCUGAGGGAUGGGGACAAGCAACGUUACUUAGGCAAAGGUGUCCUGAAGGCAGUGGACCACAUCAACACCACCAUCGCACCCGCCCUCCUGAGCUCAGGUCUGUCGGUGGUGGAACAAGAGAAGCUGGACAACCUCAUGCUGGGGCUGGAUGGGACUGAGAAUAAAUCCAAGUUUGGGGCCAAUGCUAUCCUGGGUGUGUCCCUGGCUGUGUGUAAGGCAGGGGCAGCGGAGCGGGAGCUGCCUCUCUACCGCCACAUUGCUCAGCUGGCUGGGAAUUCAGACCUCAUCCUGCCCGUGCCGGCCUUCAACGUGAUCAAUGGUGGCUCCCAUGCUGGAAACAAGCUGGCCAUGCAAGAGUUCAUGAUCCUCCCCGUGGGGGCUGAGAGCUUCCGGGACGCCAUGCGGCUUGGGGCGGAGGUCUACCACACACUUAAGGGAGUCAUCAAGGACAAGUACGGCAAGGAUGCCACCAAUGUGGGAGAUGAAGGCGGCUUUGCUCCCAACAUCCUGGAGAACAGUGAAGCCUUGGAGCUGGUGAAGGAAGCCAUCGACAAGGCUGGCUACAUGGAAAAGAUUGUCAUUGGCAUGGAUGUUGCUGCCUCAGAGUUUUACCGUGAUGGCAAAUACGACUUGGACUUCAAGUCCCCCGCAGAUCCUUCCCGAUACAUCACUGGGGACCAGCUGGGUGCGCUCUACCAGGACUUUGUCAGGGACUAUCCUGUGGUCUCCAUUGAGGACCCGUUUGACCAGGACGACUGGGCAGCCUGGUCCAAGUUCACGGCCAACGUUGGGAUCCAGAUUGUGGGCGAUGACCUGACAGUGACCAACCCCAAGCGCAUCGAGCGGGCAGUGGAGGAAAAGGCUUGCAACUGCCUGCUGCUCAAGGUCAACCAGAUCGGCUCGGUCACUGAGGCCAUCCAGGCGUGCAAGCUGGCACAGGAGAAUGGUUGGGGCGUCAUGGUGAGCCACCGCUCGGGAGAGACCGAGGACACCUUCAUCGCGGACCUGGUGGUGGGGCUGUGCACUGGCCAGAUCAAGACUGGUGCCCCCUGCCGUUCUGAGCGUCUGGCUAAGUACAACCAGCUCAUGAGAAUUGAAGAAGAGCUGGGAGAUGAAGCUCGCUUCGCUGGACAUAAUUUCCGCAACCCCAGUGUGCUGUGAACCCUCUGCUCGCCCGGACACUGGGCCCUGUCCUGUCAUCCUGGACCCUCCUCCUCACUGUCCCGACCUGUGAUAGUCGCCCCCGUCCCAUCCCGAGCUCAGGGCACCCAGAACCCCUGACUAACCUGCUCUGGCUGCUUCCUGGCAAACCCAAGCCCUGCUUUUCUGCUCUCCCUCCUCUUUGAGCCCUGUCCUCUAGGUUUCUUACUCUGUCCAUUUCCCCUUUCUCUUUUCUCUUCCCUGGAAAUGAGAUGGAGGAUUGAAAGGGGGCUGGAGGAAGAACGUCUGUCUGUGAAGGGGGCUUCAGGCUGGUUUGUUGCAGUGUUGGGAGUGGGGCCACGUGUCACUGUGCUAUCCCUGUCCCAUGUGUCUUCCAUGUUGUGUGUGACCCAUGAACCCUGUGGAAUGUGCCAGGGGUGUGGUCAUACCUAGCUUGGGCUUUUGAGUAUUUAUUUAUCCAUUUAUUUAUUUUUUUACUCAUCCUGUUAAUUAUUCAUUUCCCUAUAACCCUCGGCCUAAAAGUGGCCUGACUCGAGGGGACUGCAUCUGGGUUUCAUGUGGCUGUAGAUCCCACAGGAGCUAGGUGGGAGGUCUCACUGACUGACACAGGAGGGGUAACAGAAGACAGCCUUACCAGCAGUUAUGUUUGUAUUAACAGAAGCCUGGGUUGGUUCAGAGUGGGGUGUGUGCCUGGGGGACUCCUCCCCUAUUUUCUCUCCCAGCCCCAGGUUCCCUGUUCCUUCUCCAGUUGCACCAGAACACCGGCUCACUCUCCUGUGCUGUGUUCCACUUGCCACAGCCACUGUGGCACUGAAAUGAGCACCACCAUUAAAGUCUGAACCACAGUGCA